Prinia subflava (tawny-flanked prinia) is the source of this 6809-nucleotide messenger RNA. It is a transcript of the gene MDM2, whose product is annotated as MDM2 proto-oncogene. Gene Ontology annotation, molecular function: p53 binding; ubiquitin protein ligase activity; identical protein binding. The coding region runs from base 536 to 1990 and encodes 484 amino acids. Gene Ontology annotation, biological process: regulation of cell cycle; negative regulation of apoptotic process; regulation of gene expression. The record is from RefSeq and is a predicted model, not a curated record. The transcript has 12 exons. Gene Ontology annotation, cellular component: nucleus. NCBI's taxonomy places the organism in Eukaryota, Metazoa, Chordata, Aves, Passeriformes, Cisticolidae.
GGAACGGAAGCGGUGGUCCAAGGCAUUGUUCGGGCCGGCGGGCGGUGCAGCAGCGCAGGCACUGCCGGGGGCGGGCGGUGUACUGCAUUGCCGGGCGCUGGCACUGCCGGGGGCGGGCGGUGUACUGCAUUGCCGUGCGCUGGCACUGCCGUGCGGCGGGCGGUGUACUGCAUUGCCGUGCGCUGGCACUGCCGUGCGGCGGGCGGUGUACUGCAUUGCCGUGCGCUGGCACUGCCGUGCGGCGGGCGGUGUACUGCAUUGCCGUGCGCUGGCACUGCCGUGCGGCGGGCGGUGUACUGCAUUGCCGUGCGCUGGCGCUGCCGGGGGCAGCCGUUCCCCCUGGGCCCCUUCCCACGGCGGCUCUGCCCGCGCUGCCGGCGCUCGGCGCGCCAGGGGGCGCUGCGGGCACCAAGAUGGCGGCGGGCGGCGCGCGCGGCGCGGCGGGGCCGCGGUAGAGGGUCCGGGCAGGGCCCCGGCGGUCCCGGCGCUCCGCCCGCCGCGGGCCGGGCAGCGGAGCGGGCGCGGCUGGCGGCAAAUGUGCAAUACCAAGAUGUCCUCCCUCGCGGAUGCCUCCUCUGUCACCGCUUCGGAGCAAGAGGCGCUGGUUAAACCAAAGCCACUGUUGUUGAAAUUGUUAAAGUUAGCUGGUGCUGAAAAGGACACUUUUACUAUGAAGGAGGUAAUAUUCUAUAUUGGACAAUAUAUUAUGUCUAAGCAAUUAUAUGAUGAAAAACAGCAGCAUAUUGUACACUGUGCAAAUGAUCUCCUGGGGGAUUUAUUUGGAGUAACAAGCUUUUCAGUAAAAGAACACAGGAGACUAUAUUCAAUGAUUUCCAGAAAUCUGAUAGCAAUCAAUCAACAAGACUCUACCCUUGGUGACACACCUGAGGAUGAUGCCACAUCUCAGCUUGAAGGAGAAAAUGUUAUUAAGGAGUCCAUGCAAGAGUUAGAAGAGAAGCAGACUUCGUCCAGCGUGACUUCCCGGCCAACUACAUCUUCCAGGAGGAGGACACACAGUGAAUCUGAAGACAAUUCUUCAGAUGAUGUGCACAGUGACAGAAGGAAGCGACACAAGUCAGACAGCAUUUCGUUGACGUUCGAUGAAAGUCUCUCAUGGUGUGUAGUCAGUGGUCUGUGCCGUGAAAGAAGCAAUAGCAGUGAUUCAACAGAUUCUCUCUCCAUUCCUGAUCUUGAUGCUAGUUCAUUAAGCGAAAACUCUGAUUGGUUUGACCACAGUUCUGUAUCAGAUCAGUUCAGUGUCGAGUUUGAAGUUGAGUCUAUUUAUUCAGAAGAUUACAGCCAUAAUGAAGAAGGGCAGGAGCUCACAGAUGAAGAUGAUGAGGUUUACCAGCUGACUAUUUACCAGGACGAAGAUAGUGAUGCUGAUUCAUUUGAUGAAGAUCCAGAGAUAUCUCUAGCUGAUUAUUGGAAGUGUCCCGAAUGUAAUGAAAUGAAUCCUCCGCUUCCACGACAUUGCCACAGAUGCUGGGCCCUUCGAGAGGAUUGGCUUCCAGAUGAAAAGAGUGAGAAACUGGAAAAGAGCAAAUUAGAAGCCUCCAUUCCUGCAGAGUCUGGGGAAGGUUUUGAUGUCCCUGACUGCAAGAAGACAGUAAUGUCUGAAGAUAAAGAAGCAGCUGUGGACGAGAAUGAGGAUAAAGCAGUGCAGCUUUCUGAGUCGCAGGAAAGUGAAGGUUACUCCCAGCCAUCAACAUCGAGCAGCAUGUUCUGCAGCAGUCAGGAGGACUUCAAGGAGCCCGAGAAGAGAGAAGUGCAAGACAAAGAGGAAAGCAUGGAAUGCAGUCUGCCCGUUACCAGCAUAGAGCCGUGUGUCAUAUGUCAGAGCAGACCCAAAAACGGCUGCAUAGUACAUGGCAAAACGGGACACCUCAUGUCGUGUUUCACGUGUGCAAAGAAGCUCAAGAAGAGGAACAAACCCUGCCCAGUGUGCAGGCAGCCCAUACAAAUGAUUGUACUAACUUAUUUUAGUUAGACUGGAAAGCUGCAAAAGAAACUUCAUAAAGUGAUUAAGAGAGUAAGAAAUUAUUUUUGUAUGCUUAUUGGAAAAUUAAUAUUUUGUGUCUCUUGGUGUUCUGUAUGAAAAAUAAUUGCUGACAUAAAUGCACUGGAGUUACUAAGAGGUUUGCCUAAUACUCUUAAGUCAACUUGGAGAUUUUAAAUUCAGUAACCAGCUCUUCUAAACCACCUGCCUCUCCAAGUGUUUAAUGUUCCACGCAAGUUAGUGACAUGUGUUUUAUUGAAUUAAAUACACACGUUAAAAUCUCAAAUUCAAUGAUUGUUGGAGGAGAGACAUGUUUAAGUGUUUAUUUCUGCCAGUUCCUCAUUUAAGAAAAUCAAUGAUUAUCCAGGUUCCAGUUUUUGUUGCCUGGUGAAGACAUAAGGCUCAAUUGGACCCCUCUGAAUCAGUCAAUAAAAUGAAUAAAUAGAAUCUCUUCUUAAAUUUCUCCAAGUAACCAAAUUCUGUGGGAGACAUUACCAGGAAAGAUGUGGUAUAAAAUAAUGCUUUGGAAGCAGAGAAGAGGAUUGUGCAUCUUUUAUUUUUAUAGUGUGCAUUGUAAACUUAAGGGCUGUGUGUCCCCUGAGAAGUCAUUGAUCCAAGCUCACUCAGACAGUUCUCUCUCCAACGUCCUGAGAAACUGCCUUUUGUGGGUUUGGAGGUCUGUACUGGUUGUGAGGAUGAUUUAAUUUAGCAGCAUGAAACAAGUCUCGGGCAGACAAGAUAAAUGAAGGAUAUGCUAAAACUGGGCACGUCAGGCACUAUUAGGGGGCAGUUAUUUUCUUUUUCUGUGCUUAUUUUUGACUUAGCAGAAUACACUCAGCUGCUUUGCUACAGUCACUGUAAUAAAAAUAGAAAAAAUCAACCUUCAUCUGCAGAAACAGUUAAGCUGUGCAGUUCCCGUUCACAUUCCUUAGGCACAGUAGUCUUUCCAACUCACUCUUCUUAUCUGUAUCGCAGGAAUGCUGAAAAUCUUUUGCAAAGUGUUUGGCCAACUCAAAGUUGGACCUGUUCUUUACUGCUUUUAGCUCUUGCCUCCUCCCUGUACUUUGUCAAAAACUUGGUGAAACUUAGCAGUUCUGUGCCCAAGGAGUCUGCCCAAGUUCUGGGGGCCUUCCGCCAAGGUAGCGCGAGUGUGGGAACCAGGAUGCAGGAAAGACCACUCAGCUGCUUUUCACAUGGAGUUUCUGUACCAAGUGAGUGAUAUUUAUUCCUUUGGAAAACUAUGUUACCAGAGGAGUUGGAUAUUUUUGGCAGCUUCUAUUUUUACAGGUAGUUGCUGAUUGUCUGCCCAAUAGGGAAUGGCAGAUAAACAGUCAGGGGAGGGCCACGAGUGGAGAUGUAGUCCAAGUGCAGGGAUUGUGCUGUUACCAUCUGCCAGGCCAAGGCUCAGCAGCGUCCCUAACACCAGCAGUAUAAAAUUGCUGAUGCCUGUGUACUGGCACAGAGGCUUCUGCUGCUCUCCAUAACUCCAGGGCUGCAGAUGCCUGGAAGUACCCAGGAAAAGGACAUAAAGAUGUACAGGAGAGACUCAGUAAAUCCUUGGUUUGGCUUGGUUGAAAAGUAAUAACUUCAUAGGUAAGGACUGAAUUAUUGGGAUCAUUCACAUUUUGUUCAUACAUUUGAGCUAUUUCUUUAAAAAUACCACUAAAAGAUACUGGUGUACCUGAAGUUCCAGCAUAGUUCAUUUCAUCUAAACAAAAUAUAAACUCCAGUUGUGUACAUUCAAACUCUUACUUGCAAGUUUCUUGCUACCUGCAAUUUGUACAGGGACAGCAGGUAGCUGGAAGUCCUUGUAAGUGUUUUCAUCAGCAGAACCUUUCACGGGUUUUAUAGGGUUUGGUAAUCCUUCAGCCUGAGAUAGAGAAGGCCUUUGGGCAGAUGGUCAACUUUUUCAAGUAGGGUUACUAAUAGAUGGUGAGAGAACUGUAGAUGUGUAUAUACAGAAGCAUCAAUAACAUGGGGACUGUACCUAAAAGGUUUCAUCUUCUGAAGCUUUGUCCACUGCAUUGUCUCCCAUGCCUUCCCCUUUCUCAGCAUGAUGCCUUCUCUGCAGCCACUGCCCUGGCUGUGUAACUGCAGUCCUUAUCUAAGUCUUGUUGGGACAAAUUGUACCAUCCCACUCGUGGCGUUUUUUUUCCAGUCACAUGCCUUCUGUUGCAGAGAAUAGCCCUGCAAAUCCCUUCCUCUCACUGCAGUGGUGAGGAGAGGGGGAAUUUCGAUUUCUGCAUCUGCAAAUCACUGUAUCAAGGGUUUGAGGUUUGAGUUACAUUUUGUGGCUUAAUAUUAUUAUUAAUGGUUUCUAAUACAACUUUAGUGUAUUUGGUGCGGGUGCAAUGCCUUCUGAUGGGAGCGAUGGGUGCUGAUGCCUGUGCUGUUCCUGUUGGGGACACUGGUGGGCGAGUGCGAGUGCAGGCCGGGUGCGCAGGGGCUGUCACAGUGCCCCCCGUGGUGACCCCCGGCUGUGGCCUUGGGCUCUGCCUCCCUCCUGUCUCCCCACCUGGCUGUGCUCUGUGUAUGGGCAUGAGCACUGAGCACCCUGCUUGUUCUGGCACUUAAAACACAUUUCUGGCCUUGGCUGGUGGCACAAGUCAGUGAAGUUUUGUUACAAAAGUUGUUCCUCCUCGGUGAGAUGUUUGAGAUCCUUAUUUAAUAUUGCACACAUUUUAAUCUUUAAUUUAUUGUUGUUUGUAAAUAUCCUUGUGCUCACAGUUGAUGUUUUGAGCUCUAAUUUAUUGAAUUAGUCUACUGGUACAUGUGUAGUUAUAUAAAUAUGUUUGUUUAGUAAAUCACAGGCACAAGAAAAAUAUUUUAAGAAAUGUAGUGUUAAAAUACAAAGAAAUACUCAUAUUCAGAUUAAGAAGGGCACAGGAAGGUUUAUGGCUGCGUUUCCUUUUUUCCUUCCCUUAAAACAACUUCUGCAUUGAGAAGGUGUUGGUGCAGCAUUAACAUAGUGAAAAUAUUUUGGUGGUGUUUUGCUUUUCUUUGGAAUAUUUUGGCAGGGAGCUGACUGAGUGCUCCGGGGUGCUGGUGACACUGGGGGUGACGGGCAGGAGGCGCAGGACGGAGAGGAGAGGAGAGGCUUUGGGGUCAGCUGGCAGAGGUGCCCGUCGCCUUUGGGCACGUGGCCAGGAGGGUUGCAGGGGAGGCCAGAUGCCCACAGGGUGCGACUGGGUGCGAUUUUCAGUGAUUUUCUUAGUCUCUCCCUUCUUGCACAUCAGGUAGACAAUAUGUACAAAUUUUGUACAGUUAUGUACAAAUGGUGCAAGAACUUGCAUUUAUUCUUUUUUAAAAAGUACAAUAAGCUUACUUGUUUAAAUACAAGUCUUUAACUAUUUUCCUGUUUGUUAGUAUUGACAUUAUAUUAGUGUUGAAAUGCACUCCACACCAGCAGGAUCGUGGGCUCUGCCGUCCUGUUCCUCUCCCCUUAGCAGCUGAUUGAAAAAGAGUUAAAGUGCUUCAAAAUGCUCACUGGUGAAAAGCUUACAUUUCUUGUAAGAGUGUGGUACGAUUUUUAUCACUGAGUUCUGUUUGCUGUACAUUUGUUCAAAUGUUGCUGUCUCUGAAGUGUCUGUGGGUAUGAAGAGGCUUGCAGGAUUUCAGGCAGAUUUUUUUGUCAUUUACUACUAAUAUGAGGAAGAGAAAAUUCCUCAUUCUUAAAGUGUCAACAAGAAUAAUUGUUUCAAAAAAUCGUAUCUUACAAAAGCUUACAAAAGAGAUCAGAAAAUUAUUAGGAGCCUAAUGAAACCGAAUAAACCAAAUAAAUAGGAUGAAAGUAGGGGGGAAGAUUUUUUUUCUUUGCCAUCUUAAUGUAAGGCUGCUGUUGUGUUUUAGGGCAUAUCUUUAGGUAAAGCUUAUAAUUUUUAAGCAGGUAAUUUAUUCAGUGUAUUGACUUGCCACACACAUGGUGGGGGCAGGAGUUAGCCCUUAUCCCAGGAAGAGACAGCAUUUUUUUUGUGCAACAUUGGGCCUGAAAAGGGGCAUUUGCUGUUGUGGGGCUUCCCUUGGGAAGGAGCAUUGGACACGUGCGUUGUCCUGGAGGGGCCGUAGGGCACAGCUGGAGCAGCAGCCUCUCCCCCUCAGGGGAUACUGCCCUGCCGUGCCCUGCCGUGCAGCUCCCCCAGACCCGAGUGCAGGGCAUAUCCUGUUCUGUAGAGGUUGCACAAGCCAAGCACAAACCCCAGAGUGAGGUUUUGACAGUGGCACUUACUGAACGUGAGCUACUGUUGUAAAGUGUGGGGGUUUGUUAGGGGUUUUUAGCACAGAUGCACUGAAAGCUUCAAGUGAAUGCUUCUUCAGUGUAUCUGUAGCUAUGUUAUACAUGUGAAAUUUGUCAGUGAUACUUAAAAAGGUGGUGGGUCCCCUUUUGAGUAGGUGUUGUUUUAGCUUUACAGCCUGCUUUUAAAGGACAGUUCUUGGUCUUGAGCCACAGUAGUGGCUGACAAGAUGAUGAUCACUGAACACCUAAAAUACCAAUAGGUUUUCUAAGACCAGGAUCUUGUCUGACUACACAUAGCUGGGGUGACUGUUGAAUGGAGUAGUUCAUAGUGAAUUUAAAUAACUAUGCAACACGCAUCCAAGAGCUUGACCUGGUGCAUUACUCUCCAGCUACCCAGUGCACGUAUGACCGCAGUCAGUAACCAUUAAAAUGCAAGUAUCCACUCCAGUUGCACACAGUAUAGACCCAUUUAAAGUAAGUUUCAUGUGUGUUGCAUUUAUCUUUCAGUUUUUCCUGAUGAAAAUUGAAUACUGUGUUCCAUUUAAAAGCUUUAAAUAAAGAUUUGUUUAUAUACUC